Cyphellophora attinorum is the source of this 987-nucleotide messenger RNA. RefSeq lists its product as uncharacterized. The record is from RefSeq and is a predicted model, not a curated record. The coding region runs from base 1 to 987 and encodes 328 amino acids. Gene Ontology annotation, molecular function: zinc ion binding; ubiquitin protein ligase activity. The transcript has a single exon. Lineage: Eukaryota; Fungi; Ascomycota; Eurotiomycetes; Chaetothyriales; Cyphellophoraceae.
AUGGCCCCCAGGCGGACUCUGGAGGCCUCGCUGUCGCUCAAGAGUAGGGCGGAGGCAAUACUCAGAGCUCAGUAUGGACCCGAUAGCCUACAGAAGGUACAGAAGAAGCAGCGAACCACUCCAAAUACAGUUCCCAGGAGAACAAAAGCUGGCUCGAAAGCGCAGCCUGUUGAUCUGAGGGAGGAUCACACCACUUCUCCAGUCUCUACACCGGUCAAGAAACGAAAGAAGACAACGCUCCCAUCAUCUCCCCUCAUCGAGAAACGUCUCCGUCGCUUUCGCGCCCACCCUCCAGGAACCUUCCUCCAGAAGCUCGAACGCGCACGUACCCAGCGCAUGAUCGUUCUGUCUCGGAAGCGGACCUCAUCAACUUCCGAAGAUAUCGACAUUGUCGGCUCGACUGGCAACAUCUAUACCGUCACCAUCGACAAUGUCCCCUCAUGCACCUGCCCGGACAGCCUGAAAGGCAACGAAUGCAAGCACAAGGUCUACGCCCUGAACACAGUCUUGCACGCACCAGAGAAUCUUGUGUACCAGCUCGCACUCCUCACGUCUGAGCUAGAAGAGAUUUUCGCAGGAGCACCACCGAUUCCAGCAGAUACAGUCUCCGAUGCCGAUGCCGACCCCAACGUGAAGUCGAAGCGCAAGCCUAUUGAAGCGGAUGCAGAAUGUCCAAUUUGCUACAUGGAGAUGGUGGCCGACGGAGGAGAAGAGCUGGUCUGGUGCAAAGCAGCCUGCGGAAAUAAUAUGCACAAGUCGUGCUUCGACCAGUGGGUAGCAUCACAGCGAGGCAGCACUGUCAAAUGUGUAUAUUGUCGGACGCCAUGGGAGAUGGACGCAAAGGAUCUGAAAAAGGCUGCUACACAGGGAGCCAUCAACGGCGAGGGGUACGUGAACGUCGCAGAGCAGUUUGGUAUGAGUGGUCGGCGGGAUUACAGCUCCUAUCAUCCGUUCUGGGUAAGGAAUCAGCUGGGCAUGGGCUGGUGA